Molecule: messenger RNA, 1366 nt
Organism: Rhopalosiphum padi (bird cherry-oat aphid)
Lineage: Eukaryota; Metazoa; Arthropoda; Insecta; Hemiptera; Aphididae
Exons: 1
Coding region: 788-1336 (182 amino acids)
Source: RefSeq, a predicted model, not a curated record
UUAUUUAUUUAUUGAAUACUAGCUUACCCGUCUCGGCUCCGCCCCAGAUUUUAAUAACAUUAAUAACUAUAAUUAUUUAUUAACUUUAAUGGACUAAAUGUAUGCCUAAAACCUUCUCUGUGAUGUCCUCUAUUAAUAUAGAUUAAUUAAAUAACUAUAUAAUUCCAUACCAACAUUUUAGUACAUAUAAGCGAAACAUUAUACAGUGCCGGCCCAAGAUAUUUUGGCGCCUUUAAAAAUAUAGCUUAAAUAUAUAACAAUUUAUUGUUAUAGAGAAAUGUAAUUAUUACACACUGUUAUUUAAAAUUUUUUUUUACUAAAACAUCAUAAGUUUUUACAAUUUUUUGAGCACCUACAAAUGCGUUUACGGCGCCCGGUUCGCCCGUGCAUUGGACCGCCACAUACCAGUCCACCACUGACAUUAUAUACCUUAGUUAAAGAACUUCGAGAUAAGAAGUGGAAGAAUAUUAAGGAUAGUUAUAAAAAAAGUAUAAGUGAAGAAAAAAAUUUAAGAAGUGGAUCUGCGGCACAGAAAAAAAAACCAUAUGCUUUUAUUGCGGCAUUAUCGUUUUUAUCAAAUAGUUCAAAUAAAAGAAAGUACGUAUCUAAACAUUAUUAAUCAUUAUCUUAUUUGUAUUAGUCUUAUAAUGAGUUAUAACAUAUUAUAAUAUAAUAUCAACCUGUUCUCAAAAUACUAUUUGUAAAUUGAUUGAUAUCAUAUUAUAUUUAUUUAAGAAUAUAUUUUUUAUAGGUAAAAUUUUAUUUUAUUUAUAGGACAACUAGUAGUAUGCAGGAAGACGAAAUUGACGUAUGCAACGAUGAUUCUUUUGCUAAUAAUAGCUGUGUUGACGAUAAUGCUACAGAAUGUGAGCCAUCUACUUCGUCAACUGUUAAACAACUAUCAAACCAUUCUAACCAAAACAAGAAAAAAAAAUCUAAUGAUUCUUUUCAACAAGAACUGCUUCAGUUUUUACAUAGAACAGAAAAUGUAGAUCCAGAUAAAAUAAUGCUGAAUUAUUUUUUACCAUACGUGAAAAAUUUAAAAAAUGUACAGAAAUUAGAUUUUCAGUUGUAUGUAUUACAGUAUUUUAAAAAUCUCGAGGUAAAUAGUAAUAUUCAGGCUGCAUCUCAAACUACUCAAGCUAAUCCUAUAACAACAAAUUCAUAUAAUUCUCUUGCUCAAUAUUAUAAUUCUCCUGCAGUUACAAAAUCUUUUUAUCCUUCACAAAUCGCUCCUACUGAUCCUAAUACAUCACAGUUCACUUUUUCACAACAAAAUUACGAUAAUUUAAAUUACCAACAUAGUCAAAAUUAUUCUCCAAACAAUCAAAAAUGAAUUAUGUUUUUAGUAUAGUUUUAAAUAUAG